Molecule: messenger RNA, 798 nt
Organism: Papaver somniferum (opium poppy)
Lineage: Eukaryota; Viridiplantae; Streptophyta; Magnoliopsida; Ranunculales; Papaveraceae
Product: oil body-associated protein 2B-like
Exons: 4
Coding region: 7-675 (222 amino acids)
Source: RefSeq, a predicted model, not a curated record
AAGCCAAUGUCAGUAGGUCAACAUAUGUUGGACAAAGGAGCAGCUAUGCUUCAAUCUUUGAAACCUAUUAAAAUGAUGCAGCAACACGUAUGUACCUUUGCUCUUUAUAGUCACGACAUGAGUCGUCAGAUCGAAACUCAUCACUUCGUCACUCGUAUCAACCAAGACUUCCUUCAGUGUGCUGUUUAUGAUUCUGAUUCUUCCUCCGCUCGCCUUGUUGGAGUCGAAUACAUAGUAUCAGAUCGGAUUUUUGAAACUUUGCCAGCGGAGGAACAGAAACUGUGGCACUCUCACGCAUAUGAGAUUAAAUCUGGCUUAUGGAUGAGUCCAAGAGUUCCAGGAAUGAUACAAUCGAGAGAACAUGAAAAUCUAACAAAAACUUAUGGUAAAUUUUGGUGCACUUGGCAAGUAGACAGAGGUGAUGUACUUCCGUUGGGUGCACCAUCCUUGAUGAUGUCUCCACAAGGAGAGCCCACGGGAAUGGUGAAGCCAGAGUUGGUGCAGAAAAGAGAUGAGAAGUACAACAUUUCAAGUGAAGAUCUGAAGAAAUUGAGGUUGGAGAUUGCGGAACCAGAAUGGAUCAACCCCAAUGCGGAUAUAUGGAGAAAGACUGGGAAAGGAUUUGCUGUUGAUAUUGAAAAGACCGAAAUGAAAUGCACCGUGCCAUUCCCAUGAUGAAUGACUAGGUGAAAGGCAUGAAUGCUGAUCAACAAGUAAAAUGUAAACAUGUGUAUGUUCAUGUGGAUGUGGCAGUUGUGUUUAGCAGUGUAUUGUGUUGUGUGUGUAUGCUCGAGUGGU